AUGGGCAGUGCAGCAGCCUCCCACGAGUGGCUUGUGAGACCCUACGUGUACUGCGUGCUGUUCUUGAAGGCCGAUGAUGGGGGGAAGCAGGACUGGGAGUUCCUGUACAGAACGGUGAAUGCGGAAAGAAACAGACUUGAAUAUGAAAACAAGGCAAUCGGAGCAAGCUUUGACGCGCUCUUCCAAAAGGCGUACUCUGCUGAAGUACAGCUGCGUAACGUGCGGGCAUACGCUGCACGGUGCUCUGGGAUGUACGCCCCUAACUUGUCGGACGUCAAGGAACUGGUGACGCUAGUCACCAAUAUACUCAGUCUUCUCGGAAACAGCGCCUCCGAACCCAUCAUUUCUCGCAUUCCAGAGAUCCUUGCGAUGGUGUCCGACUGCCGGGUGCACGACAAGCGUCUUUACGCAGCUUCGGAGCAGCUCAAGCGGAAGGCGGGGGACUGUGGCCUGGCCGCCUCCACAGGCCCGAGAGAGCAACCGCGUACAAAGUUUGGCUCCGAUGGAGUCAGCGCGGAUUUGCGCUGGCUAGUGGCAGCCACGAACGAUGACUCUUGGCUCGAGAUGAGCGACAGGUGGGAUGUCAGCCCUCUGGACUUGCGAUGGCUUGCCGUGGCGACCAACGACAGAUCUUGGCUCUUGAACAGAUUUGUGUGGAAGCGGAGUCCGAGAGACCUGCAAUGGCUGGCUGUGAACACGUAUAGAAGGGAGUGGCUGCUUUUGGGGGCAUCUGACCGCUGGCAGUCGACUCCUCCAGCGAUAAAGCUGAGGGCGAUCCAGGCUCAAGACCCAAGCAUCGUGAGGCCGACAUUGACAGAGGCUGUGCACUACAAGCUGGACGCUCAAAUUCGAUCGGAUAUCCAACGUGAAGUGGCUGCUCGUAAAGAGACCAUGUUCUCAGACAAGGAUCGGCAGAGAGAGGUUGUGUACUCUCCCGAAGAGCCCGUACUCACUGCGGCCGAUGUAACCGCCAUGCCGGAGGAGCGUAAGCCCUUCUCUAGUCUUACCACCCCUGAUAAGCCAAGUUCACAAAGCAAGGCACCAACGUUCCCGAAACAGGGGACCGUGCCAGCCACCCAACCGCCGGUACCUAAUAGCUCCCCUCCCCCUACUACCCCGUUCACUCCCAAGACAGGCAGUAUACCGAGGAAAGCACCUGAAGCCGAGCAAAAACAACCUUCCGACCUCCCGGGUCCUGGGGGUCCCAAAGCAGCUCCAGCAGCAGGCAAAAGCCUCCCGGGGAAAGCAGGCGCCGCGGCUGGAGCCAAAACUGUUCCGUCUCCAGCAGGUAAGAAAGAUGGCCCACCAGGAGCUAAAGCAGCCGGAGCACCUGCAGCCACAGCGGGGGGCCCCCCAGAGGCAAAGGCAGGGCCUCCUGGUGUCAAGACCUCUGCGGCCUCUAAGCAAACGGCUGGUGCUCCCCCCGCUUCCGGGACAGGAGCUCCCUCAGCGCCGCCUGAGCCAGCAAAAGAGGGCGCUUCAAAAGGCAAGUCAGCUGGCCCCCCGACAAGUAGGACUGUGCCUUCCGUCACAGCAAAGCCACCAGCUUCCCCUGCUCCCCCCGGCAAAGCGCCGAAACCACCAAGUGCAGGAGGACCACCGGGAGCUCCAGAUUCCGCAUCUCCAGAAGCUAAGGGCAGCGGGGCAGGAGACUCCAGCAAAAAGGCUCCAGGUGCGCCCCUGACAGCCCCGGGAGCAGCUACAGCCAAAACUGCAGCACCUCCAAAGGCUCCUUCCGCAGGUAACUCUAAUCUGCUCUCGAAGGCUCCUACUGCUCCACCUACCGGCCCCUCCCAAAGCAAGGCUGAAGCGCCUUCACCUACAAGUGGCUCACCCCCAACCGGCAAGUCCUCUAUUUCCUCAGGGCCACCUGCUGAUAAAGCCGGACCACCAUCAAAGCCCACGGGCCCUCCUUCGUUGCCGAAGGGCCCAGCAAGUCCUGGCCCCCCCAAGGAUAAGGCGCCGUUGCCACCAUCGAAGGAUAAAGCCGCUCCUCCCCCACCCAGCAAACCAGCUGCACCACCACCUCCUGGUAAGGCCUCACCCGCACCAGCUGCCGGCAUGGGAGCACCUCCCGCGCCUCCACCAGGGGGCAAGGCUCCUCCGGCUUCAAGCGAAGAAGCCCCCAAGCUCCCGCCAAAAGCUGCAAAAGCACCGCCGAGCCCUCCAGACGGCAAGCCCUCGCCGCCGUCGAAGAGCGGUGCGCCCGUACCGGGCCCCCCGAAGAAGGCCCCAGGCGUGAGUAACACUCCUUGA
Cyclospora cayetanensis is the source of this 2256-nucleotide messenger RNA. Its product is annotated as basic proline-rich protein-like. The transcript has 11 exons. Bases 1 to 2256 code for a protein of 751 amino acids. NCBI's taxonomy places the organism in Eukaryota, Apicomplexa, Conoidasida, Eucoccidiorida, Eimeriidae. The record is from RefSeq and is a predicted model, not a curated record.